AUGGGUUUUGGAGACUUGAAAAGCCCCGCUGGCCUCCAGGUGCUCAACGACUACUUGGCAGACAAGAGUUACAUAGAGGGGUAUGUGCCAUCACAAGCAGAUGUGGCAGUAUUUGAAGCCAUCUCCAGCCCACCACCUGCCGACUUGUGUCAUGCCCUCUGUUGGUAUAAUCACAUCAAAUCUUAUGAGAAGGAAAAGGCCAGCCUGCCAGGAGUGAAGAAAGCUUUGGGCAAGUAUGGCCCUGCUAAUGCGGAAGACACCACAGAAAGUGGAGCUACAGAUAGUAAAGAUGAUGAUGACACUGAUCUCUUUGGAUCUGAUGAGGAGGAGGAAAGUGAAGAAGCCAAGAGGCUAAGAGAAGAACGCCUUGCCCAGUAUGAGUCAAAGAAAGCCAAAACACCAGCACUUGUCGCUAAGUCUUCCAUCUUAUUAGACGUGAAACCUUGGGAUGAUGAGACCGAUAUGGCAAAACUAGAGGAGUGUGUCAGAAGCAUUCAAGCAGACGGCUUGGUCUGGGGCUCUUCUAAACUAGUUCCGGUUGGGUAUGGCAUUAAAAAACUUCAAAUACAGUGUGUAGUUGAAGACGACAAAGUUGGGACAGAUAUGCUGGAGGAGCAGAUCACUGCUUUCGAUGAGUAUGUACAGUCUAUGGAUAUGGCUGCGUUCAACAAGAUCUAA
This is a messenger RNA of Rangifer tarandus platyrhynchus (Svalbard reindeer), 678 nucleotides long. The record is from the annotation of a GenBank genome assembly. NCBI's taxonomy places the organism in Eukaryota, Metazoa, Chordata, Mammalia, Artiodactyla, Cervidae.